AUGAUCACUCUUCCAACCUACAUCGUAAUCUCAAACCAUAUAUCUAAACUUAAAGAUGCCGUUAAUAGUAAUAGUUUGCAAGAAUUAACAAAAUUGGUUUAUUUCUCGCAAUUGGAAGUAGUGGCGGCUGUCAGUAAAUUUGAAGAGGCUUUUGGAGGCAAAGGACCUUAUUAUACACUUUGUUUUGGUGAUCGAGAAUUGUUGUGCCUGCGAAUUGACAUCUUUGUGACUCCGGCUGCAUUACAAUCCAUGCAAUCUGCGCUUAUGUCCAUGGCUUUAUGGACAACUAUGGAUUACAAAAACGUUCCGGAGUUUAGAUAUCUGGAAGAUUUGUUUGACCUCAGGCUAUUGAAGGAUACCAUAGUCCCUGGUAGUAGUACUCAAGUUUCAAAUCAAUCAAUCGACCGUAUGGUUACAACCCUUUUUGGACAGUCUCCAACCGGUGUGCUAUAUCUGGGCAUAAACCAAAGCAAAACUCAUGUGACUCGUGCCUCAGUCUCAAUCAAGUAUCAGAAGCGUGGCAUGCCUCACGGUCAUUUUGUUAUGCCUUUACGCUGCCCUACCUAUCUUAGGGCAACACUGCCAUUUAUACACUGUUUUGCAGUCCUGAGCAAUGGCCCAAUGCCAAAAUAG
This is a messenger RNA of Melampsora larici-populina 98AG31, 633 nucleotides long. RefSeq lists its product as uncharacterized. The record is from RefSeq and is a predicted model, not a curated record. Bases 1 to 633 code for a protein of 210 amino acids. The transcript is spliced from 3 exons. Lineage: Eukaryota; Fungi; Basidiomycota; Pucciniomycetes; Pucciniales; Melampsoraceae.